GUGAGCGCGAGACCACAGCAUCUUUCAGUCACACGAUCCGGAAAAAAGCACGCAUCUCCUUCCAAACCCGUAUCCGCAUCAUCCUCAUCUUUCUCCUCCUCUCCGGACUUUACUGACAUCCGUAAGCCCAAAGCACUCGAGGCUACGUUCAUGCAAGUGCCAAGGAGCGUUUCAGACGCAACAUUUUUUGUUUUUCCUCUUUUCCUUUCUCAUUAUUUAUUCGACACAUUUCUGAUCUAUUUUUGAGGACUAACCAAUCAUCAUUUGUUCUAUCCAUGAGAAGAGCACCAUUACAGAAGACAAAGCAAAGCUUGAUAAGUUAUAAGAGGAAAUAAUUUUGGACGGGCAGCCUGACAGAACAACAUCCUGCUCCCUGAAUCUUAAUGUGAAUGCUUCAGUCGCGCAUCGCUGUGCAGCCAGGGCUCAGUUUGCUCGUCUACCGUGUUUUUUGAAGGAGCUGAUUAUUAAGCGCAUCUUUAACGAAGCACCCGCUUCAGAUCGGCGCACCCGCAAGCUCAACCCUCUGCUUUUCUCCCAGUCUCAGUUUUGGAGGACAGGAUCGGUUUCGACACGCUUCGUGCGACGGAGAAGCGCGGCGGAGUAUCGGCGUCCGUGAGAAAAUGAUGGCCGGCGGGGCAGUGCAGCAAAACGGCAUUUUCUCCAAUCCGCACCACCACAAUCAGCAGCCGCACAUGGAGUCGGACCCGCCGGACUCCCGCAAGAGACCGCUGGAGACGCCGACCGAGGCGAGCAGCACCAAGCGCACCAACACGGGGGAAGAAGGAGAGUACUUCUUGAAGGUGCUGAUUCCCAGCUACGCUGCAGGCUCAAUUAUUGGCAAGGGAGGCCAGACUAUUGUGCAGCUACAGAAAGAGACAGGUGCCACCAUCAAGCUGUCCAAAUCCAAAGACUUCUAUCCAGGAACGACCGAGCGAGUUUGUUUGAUCCAGGGCACCGUGGAGGCUCUCAACAGUGUCCAUGAUUUUAUAGCCGAGAAAGUCCGGGAGAUGCCUCAGAGUGCUGCCAAAACAGAGCCAGUCAGCAUACUUCAGCCACAGACCACAGUCAACCCCGACCGCAUCAAACAGGCCAAGUUGAUCGUGCCCAACAGCACGGCAGGGCUGAUCAUCGGUAAAGGUGGUGCUACGGUAAAGGCAGUUAUGGAGCAGUCAGGUGCAUGGGUCCAGCUCUCACAGAAACCAGAAGGUAUCAACCUGCAAGAGCGCGUUGUCACCAUCAGUGGGGAACCUGAGCAAAACCGCAAGGCUGUGGAGAUAAUAGUACAGAAAAUCCAGGAGGACCCACAGAGCAGCAGCUGCCUUAACAUCAGCUACUCCAAUGUCACAGGCCCUGUGGCCAACUCCAACCCAACAGGCUCACCGUAUGCUAAUUCUGCAGAGGUGAUGCCUGCUGCAGCUGCUGCAGCUGCUGCCACAGCCUCCAGCCUCUUGGGGCAGGCCAGUCUGGCAGGGGUGGGUGCCUUUCCUGCCGCUGCCAUGUCCAGCUUCUCAGGAAAUGACCUCCUGGCCAUUACAUCAGCUCUUAACACAUUGGCUAGCUAUGGAUAUAACACCAAUUCCCUGGGUCUGGGGCUCAAUCCAGCUGCUGCCUCAGGGGUUCUAGCAGCUGUAGCAGCAAGUGCAAACCCUGCUGCCGCUGCAGCAGCCAAUCUGCUGGCCUCAUACGCCAACGACGCCUCCACCAGUACCGGCCACCCUGCCACUGGCCUGGGAGGAUUUACACUAGGCUCGCUGGCUGCUGCCACCGGGGCUACUAAUGGUUAUCUAAGCGCAGCUUCCCCACUAGUAGCAAGUUCAUUACUGGCCACCGAGAAGCUGGCUGAGGGUGCAAAGGAUGUAGUGGAGAUUGCUGUACCUGAGAACCUGGUGGGAGCUAUCUUGGGCAAAGGUGGCAAGACGCUUGUGGAGUACCAGGAACUGACGGGAGCCCGAAUCCAGAUCUCAAAAAAGGGAGAGUUUGUUCCUGGCACUAGGAACCGAAAAGUCACCAUUACGGGAUCACCCGCUGCCACACAGGCCGCUCAGUAUCUCAUCAGCCAGCGAAUCACAUACGAGCAGGGUGUGAGGGCCACCAAUCCGCAGAAGGUGGGCUAAAACAGGGAGAAAGAAGGAGUGGGGGAUGGAUGGAAAGAUACAGAGAAAGAGAAAGGAGGGCAAUUUUUUGAAGGAAAUCAUCCACUACGUGCUAUGUGCAUAUUUCAGUAUUAAAAAAAGAAGGAAAAUAGUCCACCUUGCAAGAAAAGGAAUGAGUAAAAAUAUGAAAACCAAGAAAAAACAUGUAAAAUGUAUAUAUGGGUUUAUUUCUUAAGUUUUCAUCUUUCAGGAUUUUUUAUUGGUUGAAAAUUUGGUUUAGCUUUUUUUCAGUUUUUCUUUUUUGUUUAUUUUUUUCUGGACAGUGGUGAAUGGUAUUUCAGACUGGCAUGCUUGCUGCAGCUCCCAGCAGGUGGUGGGUUUGGGGGAGAACAGGGUGGAGCAGUUGGACAUGAGCCUACCUGGAAUCAGCCCUGUACCCAUUGCCAGUUCCUUCCUAGAUGACAAGAUUAUUAUUUUUUUAAGUCCUCAGUUUAAUUUCCUACCCCAUGUCCUUAUAUGUGGGCCUGAUGAGACAGAAAGCAAGUGCUUGGGUUUUAGACUUAAAGCAGAUUUCUAAUGUGGUCAAUGGUACGCAGUGCCACCAUACCCGUUGUCCAAGUCCUCGUAAGUCCUAACCAGCACAAUCCCUGCAGGGCAGGCUGGGAUUGGGGAAGUUAGAGGAAGCUGAUUAGGGUCUCUCCUUCUAGCUACUUUCUAAAAAAAAAACAAAACUGGAGUCCUUGUUAAACCAGGUGCAUGCCAUGCAAUGCUAUUGAACAUUUAGCUAGCAUAAGGGAUGUUUGUAGAUCUGGUUGGGGACACAGGCUAAGCAUAAUGCACCUACUUGGAUCAAGUUAGUACCAGAGCAAACAGACAAUGUGGCGAUAUGCAUCUGGUAUUAAUCUAAAUAUUAUUAUUAUUAGUAGUAGUUAUACUUUUAUUACAAAAAUCCUCACCAUUGAUAUUAUUUAUUAAUAUAAUUUUACCCAUCAGGACUGAGGUGUUUUUUUUUAAUUAAUCUGUGAAUUCAGGUUGACAUGAAUGUAAAGACAAUAUUUUGGAUUUAGUUUUUUAUUUAAGUGAAUUGAAUAGUAUGUCACAGUGUAAUAUAUGUCUUAUUUAAUGUCCAGUGACAACUGCACCGUCGGCACCAUCAGAGAGAAUAGGAGCAGGUAUAAUGUACUGUACGUUAAAAUUAAUACAUGGAACACACACACAUGCACACACACUUAGGCACAUACAUUGAAAAAAGGGAACCAUGUCUGACUUAAGGGUAGACAAAUCAGAGAAACUAGACAAUUCACAUAUCAACAUGUCUAAUGAUUUAAAAACAAAAAAAAGUAGACUAUUGCACAAGUUCAAGGGAGUGUACUGAUAAACAGAACAAACUUAUUCAUGAGAUCAAAUCCCUUAUGUCUUGAAAUCCAAUAUAACAUUGUAUACUUUAUUAGAAAAUGUGGUGCAAUCUUAUAUUUAAUUUCAAUAAGCUAAGUGACGAAAUCUGCUCAAGUCAGUUGUCACUGGCCGUGGACACAUUGUGUAGAUGUAUCAUAUAUCAAACAAAAAUAUGUCUCUUUGUGGACAAAUACUACUGAACAACUACAAACAUGAACAAAUCUUUAGUUCUGAUGAGCACAGGGAUGGCAUUUUGUUUAAGUUAUUCCUCUAUUAAUGACUCCAACUUCAUGGUGGCAUGAAGAUUAAAAACAAAAACCUUAAGGUUAAGGGUUGUCUUAUGGGUUGCGUUAUUAGCUAUCCAUGUCCUAAACAGCGGGUACCAUUAGUUUUGGACACUCUUUUGAGCUUAUAAACCCUCUCUGUACUCAUCAGAACUACUUAUGUGCUGCUAACCAGUCCUAUAGACAUGCAUACUUUUGUUGAUAGAAUACACUGAAUUUCGUCUUAAUGCACUGUGAAGUGUGGAGGCCGUGCUCGAAGGCCCAGAAAUCAAGGUUCUAUGUCAGAAAAAAAAAAUCGGAAGGUGGAUUCUUUUUUUUUUUUUUCAAGACGUGUAGGUUGUCAGAAGAAAACAGUUUAGGACAGUCUGGUUUGCUACACACAGAAAACAUCUAACUAAUAACGAAGAACCAGUAUCUUUGGGUACCAAAUUGCUACUAUAUCAGACUUUCAGUUCCCAGCCUUCCUCUAAUGUACCGCCGGCAUUCAUGGUGCCUGCUCCGAUAUUUAAUGUUGAUGAUGGGAAGAAAAUUCCUUGUCCAACUUAAAUGACCCAUGGUCAUUGUGGUUCCAUUCCAAAAAAAUGUAAUUGAAGUUCAUCCGAAAGGAGAUUUUCAAGCAUUUCAGAAUGACCUUUCACUUUGCCAAUGGCCUGGAGGAACAAAAGAAGCAGAAACACAAAUAGAGACCCAGAGCAGCAUCUAGACAGCAGUGUGCUCUCUCUUCACUGACUAAACAUAGAAUUGUCUUCCUCACAAUUUCUCAAUUUGGAACGCCAGGGAGAGUAAAUCUGAACCGAUUGGUAAGGAGACUUCUUUAUUCCCAUCUAACACCAUCAACCUUUCCUCACCUCUUCUCAACCCCUCUUUACUUCCGUGCACCUCCCAUUUUGACACAUCAACCCAAAGACCCCCUUCUCUCACAUCUCUCCAUGGGUGGCAAUGUCUGGUGCUAAAGUGCAUGUUUGCUUGCCCUUUCACAAAACAAUGACUCGACAGAAGAGAUGUGGCUUAGGUGUUGCUGUGUAGAGAGGAACUGCUUGCACUACACUUCAAUGCAGGGCCCCGCUUUAAAAAAGAGACUGUGUGUAGCGCCCUAGUUGGAAGAUAUGUUGGGGUUUAUUUUACGAUUGAGGUAAAUGCAGUUAGCGUAAAGCCUUUAGGAGAAGCUAUGGCUUCAGCUUGCAAGGAAAUAGUUUCGCAUCUUGUUAAACACACUAAUGACACCAGUUACUAUUAAUGCUACUAUCAGCUGCAGAAGACAGUAGUAUUAAUGUUUUCCAAAUGACUGAAGGCAAUGAUGAUUUGAGGCUGCCAUAUUUUCUAGUGAAGAGUGUCGAAACCUGGAGUGCCUCCGCAUUUUAGAGUGCAUCUGAGUCCCACACGUGGAAUUAUACUAUAUACAUGCAUACAAACGAACCAGACUCAUGUCACACAUCAUGAACAUGACAAAAACACACAUGCACCCAGAAGCGCACUUACCCAAACACUGACAUUUUAUCGCAGGAAAAUCGAGGAUAAGGAGGAUUCAUUCAUUUUAAUUACAGAGAAAAAUUUGUUUAGUAACAUUAAGAAAAGCAAGAUAUUACUGUGAACUUUUAAUGUGAACACUAAGAACAGGUGCCAUCAUAGUGUGCCUAGGAGCAGCUUCCUGUUUGUGUUUUUUCUUUUUUUUGUCUCCUUUUAUUUCAGUACUUAAAAUGCAUAUUAUGGGGUAGGGGCACGUCUGCAUUUUUUCAGUUGUUAGUAACUGGGGAACUAGAUAAAAUGUGAUCAGUACUGGAAGCAAUAUACGUAGUAGCAUGUCGUCCUGUCUCGUCUUUUAUUCUGUCUGUGUAGGAGCUUUCGAUUUACCUAGGUGUUGAGUAGGUUUGCGUAUUUAAUAUUUUUUAAGUUGUGAAGAUGCUGCUAUUGAAUAAGUGACGUACUAAAAUUUAAGAUAAACAUAUCUGGUCAGUCGUUUAGCAAGGUGUGCUAGUUCUAAGAGGUGUAAUAAAUGCUACAUGAUAAGAUAAUUGCUAUAUUAAACAGAAUACAUGAACGUGCCAAAAUAGAUCUUUACAGAUUCAGCAACUGUAAAUGUGUGAAUUAAACACCACUAGCUACAAGCAGACUUACUUUUAUAAGUUAAAAAAAAAAAUGUGAAAAGUGCCAAACAAACCACAGUUAAGGUAUAACUAGCAAAGUGGCCGUUUUUUAAAACUAGUAGGAACAAAAUAGAUGUUAGUGCUAUUAAGUUAAAGGUUUUCAGCCCCUCAUGAACUAAUACGAGAGGAAAGUAUGAUGAGGGAAUCAUCUUGCUCACCUGACAAAUGCAUUUAGUGCCAUGUGGCCAUUAAUGCUACAUCACUGGGGAUAGAAGACUGCCAUAGACAUAGGCUAGCAUGAGUUUAAUACGUUAUCAGCAUUCUUAAUACAGCCUUUUCUAGUACUAAAAAUGUAUUUUGUGAAAAUAGAUGUUAUCUUUUUUUGCACGUCUAUAUUGCAUGAUAUCAAAAAGUAAUGUGUGGAUUUAAAAAAAAAAAACAAAAGAUGAAAAUCAUACAAAAAAAAGAAAGAAAACUCAUUAGGCAAUGUGCGUUCAUUUUGAGGACAAAUCUUUGCAUGCCAACACUAAGAGCAUUGGAGUUUUACUUUUCACACUCUGAUCUGUUUUUUUAGUUCUGCAAAGUCUAAACUGAGAAGUUUAUUUUUUUUGUCCAUCUGCAGGAACCAAAAUCAUUCAUACAUAAUCAUUGUGCAUUUAUUUUUGUUUGCAAUUUUGAAGUAUAACAAUAUUUUACAAGAAAGAUGUCCAGAUGUGGUUGUGAUUUUUUUUAGGAGAGCUAAAGCAACCUAAUUAAAAUUGGGUUUAAAACUAUUGUUUUCUUUCUCACUGCAACUGAGGUCUUGUCCUUGAAUGUACUCACCACUGCAUAACUUUGCAUAUCACUUUCAAUCAUGACUUUUAAAGCAUGAUGUGUUUUUGUAUAUUGUGUGCCAAUACUAACAUCUUUUUAGGCUACAUUACACCCAGUGCUUUUUUUUUCUAUUUUUGCCACAUUAUGACUCACAUUGUGCUCACACCCAUGAUUUUGAUGAUACGCACUUUAACCUUUUCGCCCAAAUUUGAAAUGACAGUGAACGAGUUGUGAAAUCUUAUCACCUGAGCCCUCUGUCUCUGCUGUUCAGAUUUUGUGACUUCCAACCCCCCAAAAAGCUAGUCCGCAAAGUGAUUGUUUUGAAUGACGGACUAGCCUCUAAACUCUGGCUAUCUCCAUUAGUAAAUGAUAAAUAUUGAGCCUUUUGAGUUCGUUGUCAAGGUGCCACAAAGUCAUUGCCACAAUUUAGUUAAAUUAAUAAAAAAAAUUAUAAAAACAUUAAUUUUUAAAAAAAAUAUUUGAACAAAACAAAGAAGGAAAAAGUGGACAACUUCUCUAGUAAGUCCAUUCCAGUAUCCGAUCAAAUCAUUGCACUGCAUCCAGCUUUGAGUAUGACAUUUUGUAAAGUAUAACUGAAAGUUUUUUGCCUCUAUGCCUUGAGCAGCUUUAUGUGUGAACAAGUUGUGGCACUUCUCUGUUGGUGCUCUUGCACAAACGAGGCUCGUGUUUUAUGUCAUGUUAAUAAGUUUGGCGGUUGUCUCACAUGCAGUAAAGAUUAGUGCAAAUUUAUGGUUUAUUCAAUGUUGAAAAGGUCAUUGCUUUUUAAUGCGGGCAUUUUGCUAGAGCAUUGCACUUUUCCAACUCCAAUCGGGCCCCACCUGUCUCUCUAAAACAAACCCUGGGGUCACUCUUCUGCUUGUAACCAUCAAAGCACCAGCAACGUUAGAACACAUUUGUCAUAUCACUGUUCUUUUCUCUCUAUUUAAUUUACCUGUUUUUGUUUGUAUGACACUCUCUAACCUAGACCAAGUAUAACAAAAAUGUCAUUCAUAUGUAUCCUGUUUACUCUCCCUUUCCCCCUUUUGCACUUUUCACUGCCCCCCUUUUUCCAACCACUACCCACACUUCUGCCGAACCUCUCCCUCACACCCUCCCAGACUUUCUCCUGAGUGCCAAAUGACAACAGUACCAUUCCAAACGUUUUGAGUUCUCUUGUAUGUUGGACAUCCAUCGGACGCACCCAUGAAGCCAGCAUGUUACUCCAUAACAUGAUGUCAGUCAUGACGCCUCAACAUUACCCCCCCCCCCCCAAAAAAAAAAAAAAAAAAAAAACCCAAAAAAAAUGCAACCACUAAAAAGUGAGAUCUGGAAUAACACGGUAAAAGGCUGGCUACCUCUCAUAAACUGCUUUUCCUAAUUCUCUGCCAUCUCUUCAAACUCCAGGACAUCACUGAUUGUGUGCCAUAAUGUUGGGAGCACUUGUCACUCUCCUCACCCCCAAGUCUCUCCAUUUUUUCAAUGGGAAACAUUAAACCAACAACAAAAAUAUCAUUUCGAUGACAGCUUUUUUUCUUUAACAUAGAAACAUGCUCAGAAAAAAAAAAACUGAGGAGUGUAAACAUCAGCUGCGCAGCCAUCUUCUGUCUUCUGAACUUUGAACUUUUCACCCCUCAUGAACUUUAUUGACCUUCUUCCUUCCCUUCUGUGUUCAUCAACUGUUUGGACUUAAAAUCUCCAUUCCAUCUCCAAACCUUUUAGAGACUGUGCAAUUAUAGCUGAUCUCAUUGGAUUUCUUUCUCUCUUUUUUUUCUUUUUGUUAAACUCAUCAUUGGGGACAAUUCUCAGAGUUAAAAAAUAAAAGCAAAUGAAAAACAAAAACAGAAAAAAAAACUAUUAAAAAAAGAUCCCAAUUGCUUCUCCACAACUUAAUUUCAUUUAUUUUCAUUGUAAAUAUUUUUUGUCAAAUUUUGUUGAACUGUAACCAGAAGAGCGUUCAACAGAAUGGGGCUGGCAGCAUAAAAUCGGUUUUGUGGAGUGCUUUAGGUGGCAUAGGAUAGAUAUACAGAUGAAUUUGUUUAAAAUUAAAAGAGCAUGCUCUAGAAACAUUCAUAAUUCUCAUUGUAAAAGGGACAGUUUAUGUAGAAUAUUGAAGGUUUCUUUAAAAAUGUACGCACACGAAAUAUUAUAUUAGCGCUUUCAAUCAUUAAUAAUAGCUGCUGAUUUAAAAGAGUUCAUUUAAGAAUUUAAUAAGAGAUUUCUCGUCCAUUUAACUGUCACUUUUUUGCUGAGAUUCAAGCUUUGCUUGUAUUUCACAUCUAGCUAGUUUGUGGUUUAUCAUCUACAAAAACUGCUUUGCAUAUCAAUCAUAACAAGUACGGUUCAUAUCAGUCCAUAUCAAAAACAUUUCUCGCAUUUUAAACUCAUAGUUUCAACAUGUUUUGCACUACUAACAGUUAUUUCACAUUGAACGAGCAGGUUUUACUCCUGAAUUGAUAGUAGGUGUACAUAUCAGAUGUGUUGAGUGCAAACUGUGUCCAUUAGAUGUGUUUGAUAGGAGCAUGAGUUUUUACAUGUCCUGUUUUUUUUUUGCAGGAAAAAAAAGAUCGACCAUUUCCAUGAAUCAUAACCGAGCUUCGUGCUCCACAUCUAAUGUUUCUAUGCUGCCAGCUUUCUUUUCUGAUAACCCUUCAUGAACUUAUUUAUUUUCAAACUACUCUACAUUAUUAAUAAAUGACAACAACUAGAAAAAAAAGGGAAAUGACUGGAAAGAUGAAUUACUGUUUUGUUUUUAGUAUUUUAGUGGUUUAUUUUAACACCAUUCAUUAACUGACUUAAAGAAAAGUAUUGAAUAUUUAAUGUAAUUGUAGCAUUGUGUUUGUAAAAAUAGUGAGUUGUGUUUCUUGAAUUGUGGAUUACCAGUGAAGUCAGCAAUUUAGUGCUAAUAUAUAUUAAGUCGUUUUUUAAGGUUUUUUUUUUUCCGACAGCAACAACAGUCAUUAUAAAUGUUCAUUUUAGCAUCA
Clarias gariepinus (North African catfish) is the source of this 9650-nucleotide messenger RNA. It is a transcript of the gene nova2, whose product is annotated as NOVA alternative splicing regulator 2. The transcript has 4 exons. Gene Ontology annotation, cellular component: nucleus; cytoplasm. The coding region runs from base 621 to 2114 and encodes 497 amino acids. The record is from RefSeq and is a predicted model, not a curated record. NCBI's taxonomy places the organism in Eukaryota, Metazoa, Chordata, Actinopteri, Siluriformes, Clariidae. Gene Ontology annotation, molecular function: mRNA binding. Gene Ontology annotation, biological process: regulation of alternative mRNA splicing, via spliceosome; mRNA splicing, via spliceosome.